Molecule: messenger RNA, 4687 nt
Organism: Dermacentor albipictus
Lineage: Eukaryota; Metazoa; Arthropoda; Arachnida; Ixodida; Ixodidae
Source: RefSeq, a predicted model, not a curated record
ACCAGCGCCUGCCAAAAACGUCACUUGGAGGCAUUGUUGCGGUGCACGCACGUGCCUUUGGCGGUUUCGCCCCUUCCACACUUGUGCAACCUGGGCGCUUGAACCCGUUCUUUAUGCUUGAGCUUGAACCUUGAACUACUUUUUGCCCUCUUGUGACCGGCAAUACGUUCUGCGCGCUUGGUGACGCGUCGCGUUUGCGCCUUUGCGAAAGCAUUGACGAAAGUAGCAGACAUGUUUGGGACCGGUGCUCUCCGCAAUGAUCCCCGUGGAACUUGAACGGUCGACCCUUCACUUGUCCAGACUUCCGCAACAUAUUUUUACCCAAGAAGAGCGAGCGCAAUGACACGGAAUGGGUGGUACGCAAAACAAAAUGUUCAGGAGCUCUGUCGAGUGCGUAUGCGCUGCGUCGAAUGCACUGGCCAUUCUUGAAACCUGUCCCCUAGUGUUACUUUAGUAGUACUGCAGCUGUGGCUGCAUACCAUUACACAGAUCUGAUUUUCCUGCUUAUAAUCGAAUGCGGCACUUGUGCUAGGUGGGAUCUAGCGCUCAAUGAAGUCGAGGCUUACCUACUACACGGUUUUAGGAUAGUUGGUCUGUCCGCGUACUUGCCUUUCUGUUCAAACAACUACUAUUUGAAUCUCAAGUGAGAAUGGCAGAAUGUAGCAGAGAUCCAAACCAUGGACGAUCGCGACGCAUUCCAUGUGUACAGGGAUGGUUGUCAAUCCCUGCCAGGCACAUUUUUGCCCUCUUGGGCUUUCUUGCCCUCGUGAAUGUCUACACUCUCAGAGUGAGCCUAAGCGUGGCUAUUGUGGCAAUGGUGAAGCAUCCCGCAGAAGGGGUGGUCACUGUAAAUGGAACAAGCUUCAUCAAUUAUACCCAGUGCCAACCAGACGAUGAUUAUCAUUUGACCACUUCUGAUCCACCAGCAGGGCAGCGUGGUGAUCAGGCGGAGCGCUUUGACUGGGAUGCCCAGGUGCAAGGCCUGGUGCUGGGAUCCUUCUUCUAUGGCUACAUCUUGACAGUGCUGCCAGGAGGUGUGCUGGCUGAACAGUUUGGGCCGAAGUGGCUCAUUGGCCUUGGUGUUGUCAUCACCAGCCUGCUGUCCAUGGUGCUGCCCGCAGCUGCACAUGCCCACCACCUGAUUGUGGUUGCCAUCCGCAUACUUCAGGGUCUGGCGGAGGGGGUUGUGUUCCCUGCCAUGCACACCAUGAUUGCAUUAUGGACGCCGAUCACUUCUCGGAGCCGUGUCAUCUCGAUCGUGCAGUCUGGCUCUGAUGUUGGUGCUGUGGUUGCCAUGAUGGCAUCUGGUGUUCUAGCUGAAUCGACAUUUCUUGGUGGCUGGCCAUCUAUUUUUUAUAUCUUUGGCUUUGCAGGUAUUAUCUGGUUUAUAGCCUGGUGUUUACUGGCAUAUGACACACCUAGCCAGCACCCCAGAAUCUCAAGAGAAGAACUGGAGUUCAUUAUUGCCAACCAGGGAAAUGAACAGGCACAGCUGAAGCGGAAGGUUCCAUGGCUCAAGAUAUUGCUGUCCAUCCCUGUUUGGUCGAGCGUCCUCUCACACUUUGGCUUCAAUUGGAUUCACUAUAUUUUUCUCUCUGAAAUGCCCACAUACCUGACAUCAGUGCUGCAUUACAGCCUCGGAGCAAAUGGAUUGCUUUCUGCAGUCCCCUACGUGCUCGGGGCCUUCCUGUGUUGUGUAGCCAGCCUAGUGGCCGAUGUCUUUCGAAAACGUGGCACCAUGUCUAUCACCAACAACAGGAAGCUGUUCAAUAGCUUAGGUGUACUGGUGCCUGGCCUAUUCCUGUUGCUGGUGCCCUGGGCUGGCUGCAAUGGUUUCUGGAACAUGGUACUACUUGCCAUUGCAGGUGGCUUUCACGGAAUGGGGCAUAGCGGUUUUAUGGCUGCCUUUGUUGAUCUUGCACCAGACUUUGCAGGUACCCUUCUGGGAAUAUCCAAUGUAAUUGCCAGCAUUCCCGGAAUUGCCAUACCAGCCAUGCUAGGUGAACUGCUCCAGGAACAGAGUCCCCUGGAAGCGUGGGCACUGUUUUACUACAUAGGGAGUGCAAUAGGCAUAAUCACAGCCCUGGAGUUUAUCCUGCUUGGCUCAGCAGAACUGCAGAGUUGGGGAGUUGACACAAAGUUCAAGGUUGUCGUUAGCUACGGCACUUCUCAAUCCAUCCAUCUUGGAGCUGAACCAACAGGGGACGACAACCAGUCGCCUCCUACAAGCUAGUGCUUGUAGCAGAUUUCACAAUACAGGGCGCAUCUUCUUUAUAACACUUGAUAACAUGUGCAUUAUUGUAUAGUGUGUGUGUACCACAUCUUUGCAUUUGUCGCUCAUGUGGUAAACAGGCCAGUAACUGUGGUCCAUUAGGAUGGCUGUACAAGCUUUUACAGAUUUGUGUGGCAUAUUCUUGCUUUUGCAAGCUGCAAUGUGCGGUCUCUACAGUUCCGGGCACUGUUUCAUGUGAUGGUUAUUACUAAGGACUUUUGAAAUAUUGUACAGUGCCGAAUCAAUGAAAUGUGAUAACUCAUGUUAAUUUAAUGGGCUGCUUCCCAUUUGUGACUAAAGUAAGGUAAAGGUUUUGCUCGCUGUGUCCUAAAGCAAUAGUUUCUGCGGCAUCACAACAUAUACCAAUAGCAGACUGCUCAAGUUAUUGCUUUCAUUUGUUGAGCACUGUAUUCACAUGCAACAGAUGCCUGGACUUGGCAUGACCAUUCAUGCCUGUGCUGCAACUUAACUUACCACUAAUACAUAAACAAGCAGCCCGAGUUGGUUUAUCAUAAUUGCUUUGUCACCCUCUCGUGAUUGAUCAUAUGAAACUUUUUUUGCUGGCUUUUAUGUCAAGUUUGUUUACCUGUCAUGACAUUUUAGCUUGAAAGCUGCAUUUCUUGGUUUGAUGAGUCUUCCCGGCCUGUUUCCCUAAUUAUUUACCCUGAACAUGUUUCAUACAUCUGCAGCUCUUGUACAAUGUUUAAGAAGUUAUCAUUGUGGCUUGAACUGUGAUAUGCCUACAAGCCACGAGGACCAAGGGGCCUUAUAGUGUGCUGUACUUUAAACAAGCUUUCCUUUUUGUACAAGAUUGUUACUUUAGAAAAAGAGGUAAAAGAAUUAUUGUUUAUAAUUUUAUAUGUUUGUUGGGCGAUGCAUUGCACUUAUUAUCGCUUUGGGUCCAUCAGCUUAUGUGAAAGAUAUCGAGUGUACUCUGUGCCCGCUGAGCGUUCUGCUUGAAUAUUUCUGUUCCAGGUAUUAUUUUUGUGAUGAUUGUGAAGUCUAGAAGUCUUACUAGUAUUAGUUUGGUGGAAGUCAUUGUGGAGAAAAUACUAACUCCUCACAGUUGAAGAAAGCAGCCUGUACUUGAAAAACGCAGUCUGCAGCUCCUCUGCUUUUAAUGCAGAGCUGGUCCCACAACUUGUCUUUUUUUUUUUUUUUGCCUCAGACUUAGUGCUUUAUGCUGUGGGAAAAUCUGAACUUUUCCAUGGCUCUCAGCAACCUGGAACAAUUUUUAGUUGACUGUACCAGUUGCAGUGGUUCUCGCCUAGUUGUUUUGGGGUUUAUGCUAUUGGGUAAUGAAAGCAAGCACUUGACUGAAGUUCCAUGGGGCUGGUUUUGUUAACGGUGCCACACUGUGAUGAUGGUAAGAAAAGGUGAAAGGUCAGGUGUGAGAAGUUGCAAGCCAUUAAAUUCACUACAAAUUCCUGAUUUUGUUGCAUGCUUUUCUUCACUUCAUUGUUGCUUUCAUACAGGGAUAUGCAAUGUGAAAGAGAGAUCUACAGUUUAUAUCUUUGGUUUAAUUCAUAGGUGUCCCUAUUGUGUGGCUUUAAGCCCAUAGGUGUUUUUGAUUUUUUGUUCUCUUUUGGUCUUAGUUCUAAUCUGUUUUUGGAGGUAUAUGGGAGGAUUUAAAUAUUGCUUUGUCAGAGUGGUAUUUAUUGUAUUAUCAGACAUGUGUACAGGUGCUCUAAGCUCCACUUGCACAGAACUGAUAUGUCAUCUAAAAAGUGCCUUUUUCUACUUAUAAUGACAAUAUAUGAAGCUUAUACAUGAUGAGCUGAAACUUGUUUACAUUGAAAAAGGAGUGGGCAGUGCCAUGUUUUCUCCGCUUUUAUGAGCAUUUAUGAACAAAAUCACAAAUGGAAUCCUUCAGGGAGUGUGCUGCUAUUCCCAUAUCAAAGUUUACUAUGUGUACACUGAUGGUUGAAAACAACAAUAUUGUAAGUACUAACCAGUUUCACAGGCAGCAUCUCAACAAAUUUUAUGCAAACUAUGCUGGUGCACUUGUUGAACACUUGCACAGUUGUUGAUAAGCUGAGUUUGUUAAGCACCCAACAUGAUUUACACUGUAUUUAUAUUCAUUAACAUUGUGGCUGUAUUUGUUGUUCUAGUGAUUAUACACUGCCACAGUCAGCACAAAACCGGUUAUUAGUCAUAUUAUGCAAACAUUUAAUGAAGUUUCUUACCUCAAGCAACUUAUUUGUUGUGUGCAGAUACGGUUGCAUUAUUUUUAGUAGUAGCUACACCACCAAUUUAAGUGCCAAAUGAAAGUGUGUAAACCAGAUGUCAAAUUAUAAAACUUUUUUAUUGCUGUGCAUUUGUGCUUUUUGUACUCUAUGGUAUUGAAAUGCAGCAGUCUGACUUUUUAAUUGCUGCCAUUUAUGCAAUAAAGCUUUGAAGACCUGUUAAAGUGUU